Molecule: messenger RNA, 4118 nt
Organism: Pogoniulus pusillus (Red-fronted tinkerbird)
Lineage: Eukaryota; Metazoa; Chordata; Aves; Piciformes; Lybiidae
Gene: CHAF1B
Product: chromatin assembly factor 1 subunit B
Exons: 14
Coding region: 89-1804 (571 amino acids)
Biological process (GO): nucleosome assembly; DNA replication-dependent chromatin assembly
Cellular component (GO): nucleus; CAF-1 complex
Molecular function (GO): protein binding
Source: RefSeq, a predicted model, not a curated record
CGCAGGCGCGGGGAGGGCCGGGCGCGCUGGGGCGGGAAAGGCGCUCCCGCGCGGGAGCCCGAGCAGGCUGCGCGGCGCGGCAGCCAACAUGAAGGUCAUCACUUGUGAAAUAGCAUGGCAUAAUAAGGAGCCUGUUUACAGCUUGGACUUCCAACGUGGAGCUGAUGGGAAGAUCAAUAGACUAGCCUCAGCAGGUGUGGACACAACUGUUCGUAUAUGGAAAGUGGAAAAAGGGCCGGAUGGGAAAGCAAUUGUGGAGUUCUUGUCCAACCUUGCCCGCCAUACCAAGGCAGUGAAUGUUGUGCGCUUCUCUCCAAGUGGUGAGAUCCUAGCAUCUGGAGGAGAUGAUGCUGUUAUUUUAUUAUGGAAACUGAAUGAUAGCAAAGAAUUGGAACCAUUAGUUUUUCAAGAUGAAGAUGAAGCUCAGCUCAACAAGGAGAACUGGACAGUUGUUAAAACUUUAAGAGGCCACUUAGAAGAUGUAUAUGAUAUCUGUUGGACCUCAGAUGGAAAUUACAUGGCUUCUGCUUCUGUAGACAACACAGCUAUAAUGUGGGAUGUCAGUAAAGGGCAGAAGGUGUCAAUAUUAAAUGAACACAAGAGCUACGUACAAGGAGUAACCUGGGAUCCUCUAGGCCAAUACAUUGCGACUCUGAGUUGUGAUAGGGUCCUGCGGGUAUACAAUACACAGACCAAGCGUGUAGCGUUUAAUGUCACCAAGAUGCCAUCUGGAUCAGGAGCGGAAGGAGAGGCUAGGAGCUAUCGAAUGUUUCAUGAUGACAGCAUGAAGUCAUUUUUCCGCAGGCUCAGUUUUACUGCUGAUGGUUCUUAUUUGCUCACUCCAGCUGGCUGUGUUGAAUCAGGAGAAAAUGUAACAAACACCACAUAUGUUUUCUCCAGAAACAAUCUUAAAAGGCCCGUGGGUCAUCUGCCAUGUCCUGGAAAGGCAACUCUUGCUGUUCGCUGCUGCCCUGUCUACUUUGAGUUGAGACAAGCAUUUAAUAAAGAUGACAUCAGUCAGAAGACAUCUCCUGCUCUGUUUAAUCUGCCCUAUCGAUUGGUUUUUGCUGUUGCUUCAGAAGAUUCUGUGCUUUUUUAUGAUACUGAACAGUCUUUCCCCUUUGGCUACGUUUCUAACAUACAUUAUCACACUCUCAGUGACAUUUCAUGGUCCAGCGAUGGAGCCUUUCUUGCUAUUUCUUCCACGGAUGGAUACUGUUCAUUUGUUACCUUUGAGAAGGAUGAACUGGGAAUACCACUAAAGGAAAAGCCACAGAUAAAUGUCAGGACUUCUGGUGCAGCAGAGAAGAAAGUGAAAAAGAGUCAGUCGUACAAAGCCAUUUCUCCAGGCUCUAGGCUGGCAGAGGGGCCUCCUUCCAGCAGGAUCACAGAUCCUAGCACUCCCACUCUCCAACCUAGAACUACAACUACCAGUAAGGACUUGCCUUCCACACCUGGUGGCAUAAAAUAUAUUCCAGUCUCAUCCUUAGACAAGAGGAAAAUCAGCCAGCCAACCAGCCAGAGCACUAAAGUAAACCAGCCCAGGAGGAUUACUCUCAACACUUUACAAGCAUGGAGCAAGACACCAAGGAGAGUAAACUUGAUUCCACUGAAACCAGAUAUGCCAACUUCUGCGUGCACAGAUACAGUUCCUUUAUCUCCUUCCUCAGAACAAGAACUUGAGAGGCCAUUGCCAUCUGAUGAGAGUCUUCAAAAUCCCCCCGCAUCAAAACGUCCUAGAACUGAGGAAAUGUCACUUUCUACAUCUGCUGAAGAUCAAGUCAGCUGCAAUUCAAAGAAAUGAAAGUUAAGCUUUUAGUAGCCACUUCACAGUCUGAAUGUGAUGCAGCCAUAUCUGAGUGCAUUUCUUCUUGCAAACAUUAAGUCCUCAAUUCCUGAUUGAAGUACAAUAUACAUAUUCGACGUAGUGCUGUGAAGGAAGAAGCAGAUGGUAGAAGACACAGGUUUCAGGAAGAGGAAAUAGUUUGCAGAAGAGGAAAUAGUUGCAAAGUGACUUUAAAGUGCAUUUCUAUGCUUAAAGACAGUAUUCUUCAAGAACUGCCACAUCUUAAGGAAAUCAGGAAAGUCUGGGUAUUGAAAACCCAUACAGUAACCUCGAAGUCUCCAUUAGAGUCCCUAAGUUGAUCUUUAUAAAGUAUUAUGUCUUCCAGUAACCAGUCUGGCAAAAGAACAGAAUUUCUAAUAGCUUAAAUGCAUUCAUAAUGAUCUGAUAUGGUUUAAGACAAAAAAAAAAAUCAUUCAAGCAUCUUGGAAUGGAUGUUUAGCAAUGUGCCAAAUAGUCCAUGCUGUCCAGUACAUGUGGAAUGGAAGCUGAUGUUCACACCCUCUGAAUGCAGCAGCAUGCAGUAUGACUGAUAGGACUGAAACAUGAAUCAGAACUUGUAACUACGAGAAACAAUGAACCAAAAGGAAGAAACCUUCUGAAGACCUGUUACGAGCAUUAUAAAUGAAAUAAAGUACUUAAUUGUUUAGUUUCUCUAUUAAAAUAAAAAAUGCAGAUAGGAGAUUUUCCUGGGACAGCAGGAUUUUAGCCUAUAUAUUGGAAGUUUCCCCCUUUUCCUUUUUUCCAAAUCUUAACUCCCAUAGCCAAUAAAAUUAUACACAUCCAGGGUAUGUUAAGUUUCUAAAAGUUUCUUUUCUGCAUUUAAUACUGGCACUAAGAAUUUAUAAAUUAAACUAUGACCUCCAGAUUGAAAACAAUGAGACAAAAUUACUACACUGGAUUUGCUGUAACGUGCAGUAUUAGCCUUCAGAAGUGGAAUGCUCAGAUGUGGUGUUCUGAGCUUGUCCACUUGGCUUUGCUUCAGCGUCAUGGAUUUGCUUUUAAAUAGUGAAAGUUCUUAAAAUGUGAAUAGUCAUUCCAGCUGAUGGUAGCAUGUAGAAAUUUUAAGCAGAACUUUCAUGGUUUAGGCUGUUCCAGCCUAGUUCCACAACAUACAGGAGGAAUGAAUGACUUUCCCUGGAUUUGGUUGGUUUUAAGGUGCAUAAUUUCUGAUUCACUUUCUGUCAGUUUCUAAGAAAGUGGACUAAUACUUCAGAAAAGCAGAAAUGCAAACGUUUGUGAAGUGAUUCACAAAAACUUCACAGGGGGAAAAUAUUAACAAAUAUCUAUGUCAGUGUUUUAUGCAAAUUAAAUAAGUUGCCUAUAAUUACAGAAAUAGGCAAUGAGUUCUAGGAAGCUUACAGCUUUGAACCACUGAGAUGAACAUGGAGACUUGCCCAAACCUCUGUUUUCUUCUAGUGAGAAAUACGACUUAAUUGCCAAGCAAAGCUACAUCAAAAACUCUUUAUUCCACAAAAGUUUCUAGAGGUACCUAAAUUAAACUUUGGAGAUAUACCUAAACCUGCCAAAGCAGAUCUUUGUAACUAACAUGUAUUGCUGGAUUUGUCGUUUUGUUUUUUGUCCAAUCUGAGCUACAAAAAUACUGAUAUUUCAUCUUUCUGUGGCCCAUUCCAGUACAGUACUGCAGUGUUUAGUUUUCUGCACUGCAAAGCAUCUUUUGAAUUCCAACUUACACUUCCAAUUACUAACUGCAAAGCUAUCCUGGUAGAUACUUCUAAAUCUUGGUUUUGUUUUUAUUUGUUAUGUUUUUUUUACACACUGUGUUACAAUGUAAGCUACUGCUUCUGUUGAAAAGUGGUAGGUUUGGUAUAUCAUUUCAGUGUUACUGGCAUACCUAAUCUCUGUGGCCUUCAGUCUUCAGAUGUGAGUAAUGAACAGAGUAUUUAUCUUUGUUUCAUACCAUAACCAUUCAGGUGACAUCCAGAUUUUCUAUAUGGUUGCUCAGCUUAUUUUCUCUCUUACAAUUGAAUUGGAGCUGUAAAGUUAAUGUGGCUUUCACUGCUGCCAUUUGGAGACUAUUUUUACACCAUUAUCUCUGUUGGAAAUCUCUACUUGGUAUUUUGUCUUCCCUAUUAAUAUUUUUUUCUCUUCAUUUGUAGUUGUCUCUUGCUGCUAUAAUUUCCUAGUUCUCUGUUGUUUCUGUUACUUGCACAUUAGCUUGUCAGUUUUAUGUGGCACUAGGCUUUUAACUUUUUGCUAUAAAUGGAGGCCAUUAUUCAUAUAAUAAAUAUUUUUAACACCAUGACAGUCAGAA